This is a messenger RNA of Trichechus manatus latirostris (Florida manatee), 3670 nucleotides long. RefSeq names its product interferon regulatory factor 8 (gene IRF8). The record is from RefSeq and is a predicted model, not a curated record. The coding region runs from base 125 to 1408 and encodes 427 amino acids. NCBI's taxonomy places the organism in Eukaryota, Metazoa, Chordata, Mammalia, Sirenia, Trichechidae. The transcript is spliced from 9 exons. Gene Ontology annotation, biological process: immune system process; regulation of transcription by RNA polymerase II. Gene Ontology annotation, cellular component: nucleus. Gene Ontology annotation, molecular function: protein binding; DNA-binding transcription factor activity, RNA polymerase II-specific; RNA polymerase II cis-regulatory region sequence-specific DNA binding.
GGCCCCUUCGCCCCGAGCGCGGGCGGCGGGCCUGGGAACCGAGAAGGCAGACUCGGAACGCCGGCGGCGGGCGCGAAAUUAGGGCGGCGGGCGCGGGACCCGAGCGGCGCGCUCCGGAGGCAGGAUGUGUGACCGGAACGGCGGGCGGCGGCUGCGGCAGUGGCUCAUCGAACAAAUCGACAGCAACAUGUAUCCAGGGCUGAUUUGGGAAAAUGAUGAGAAGAGUAUGUUCCGGAUCCCUUGGAAGCAUGCAGGCAAACAAGAUUACAAUCAGGAAGUUGAUGCCUCCAUUUUCAAGGCCUGGGCAGUUUUUAAAGGGAAGUUUAAGGAAGGGGACAAAGCUGAACCAGCUACUUGGAAGACGAGGUUACGCUGCGCAUUGAACAAGAGCCCAGAUUUUGAGGAAGUAACAGAGCGGUCCCAGCUGGACAUUUCUGAGCCAUACAAAGUUUACCGGAUCGUCCCUGAGGAGGAGCAGAAAUGCAAAUUAGGCAUGGCGGCCCCUGGCUGCAUAAAUGAAGUCACUGAGAUGGAAUGUGGGCGCUCAGAAAUCGACGACCUGAUUAAGGAGCCUUCUGUGGACGAUUACAUGGGCAUGAUCAAAAGGAGCCCCUCCCCGCCAGAGGCCUGCAGGAGCCAGCUCCUCCCAGACUGGUGGACGCAGCAAGCCGGCCCAGCAGCCUUGCCACUGGUGACAGGGUAUGCUGCCUAUGAUGCCCACCACUCAGCCUUUGCCCAGAUGGUGAUCAGCUUCUACUACGGCGGCAAGCUGGUGGGCCAGACCACGACCAGUAGCCCUGAGGGCUGCCGCCUCUCCCUGGGCCAGCCAGGUUUGCCCAGUGCCAAGCCGUAUGGGCACGAGAGCCUGGAGAUUGUCCGCUUCCCACCUGCCGACGCCAUCCCCAGUGAGCGGCAGCGGCAGGUGACACGGAAGCUGUUUGGGCACCUGGAGCGGGGAGUCCUGCUGCACAGCAGCCGGCAGGGUGUGCUGGUCAGGCGCCUGUGCCAGGGCCGCGUGUUCUACAGCGGCAACUCCGUGGCCUGCAAGGACAGGCCCAACAAGCUGGAGCGCGACGAAGUGGUCAAGGUCUUCGACACCAGUCAAUUCUUCCGAGAGCUGCAGCAGUUCUAUAACAACCAGAGCCGGCUCCCCGACAGCAGGGUGGUGCUGUGCUUUGGAGAGGAGUUUCCAGAUAUGGCCCCUUUGCGCUCCAAACUCAUUCUCGUGCAGAUCGAGCAGCUCUACAUCCGGCAGCUGGUGGAAGAAGCUGGGAAAAGCUGUGGUACUGGCUCCGCAAUGCAGGUUCCCGAGGAGCCGCAGCCGGACCAGGUCUUCCGGAUGUUUCCAGAUAUUUGUGCCUCGCACCAGAGACCCUUUUUCAGAGAAAACCAACAGAUCACCGUCUAAGUCUCUCUCUUUGGCAUCCCACCCCUCCUGUGUCUCACGUUUCAUUAUUACAAUUACUGUUGUAAUUAUUAAAGAUGCGGAUGCCUCUUUGACCUGGGGUGGGGCACCUUCCUUUGCUCUUAAUUUAGUAAGGGCAUUCUUUGAGGAGUUAAGGUUUAAAGCGAAGGUGUAUCACAGCUCUGCUGUUCAGAUAAAAACAUUGGAAACUCACACCAAAUGGUCUGUGAUUAAACUUUUUUCUGCAUUUUUUCCCAAUUUUAUUAGUUACUAUGAUUCCUUGUACAUUUUGGAAUAAAUGACAUUUCCAAAGACUUGACAUUCACUAUUACUAGCAAAUAGCUGCUUCAAGUAGAAAUUUGGAGUAUAAGAUCAACUUGUGAGAUACAAGGCUAUUUUUUGUCUUUAUCUUUAGUUAAAGCUGUAGAUUUAUGAUUUCAUGUGCCUGAUUCUAUGUGAAGUUCUUUUGUUUGUUUUUUACUUAUAAACAUUUUAAUAAGAUUUUAAAAUAUUUAGAUACCAGUCUCUGCGUAACAAGUGAAAGUAAAACUCUUGGCUUGUUGGAAGAACGCAUAUUCUUCCUAGAAUUUGGUGCCAAGAAAACUUUUCCAUCUCCAGCUGACCUGGUGUGUUUUUACCUUCAGAUAAUGAAAACUUCUUUGUGACUUUGCUGCCAGGAAGCUUGGAGCUGUAUUUUUUCGUUUCUGUGAUUAAAUCACCCCAGAUACCUCUCUCUUACCUACUUUCUAAAUGAUUUUGAUCUGUUUUAAAGAUAUUUUAACUUUUAAUUGUCCUAUUGUAAACUGCUUUGAAUCUUUUAGUGGGCAGGAUAUAAACCCCAAAUUUAAAAACUCAUUGUAGAUGUCACGAGCAGUUGAUUGUGCCUUCAAUUCAGUCAACCCAUUCAUUGGCUGAUGGUGUUUUAGUAUGUGGGCACGGCUAGUGUGGAUUGGGAAAUGUGGACAAGAUGUGUUAGCUUCUCACCAUUGAAUUGUCCCUGAGGAUCCUGAGUGAAUAUGGCAGGAAGAAUGCCUUCCAGUAAAGACAUUUUAUUUCCCCAAUCCCCAGUAGUCCUUGAGGUUCAUGGUGGCCCGAUUCUAUAUGAAAUUCCACACUUCAACAAAGACUGAUAUAGUGGAAUUCAAGUGGAGAAGUCCCAGUUUCAGCCCUGGAAGAACUUGACCUGUUUAUUAGCAAAUAGAAUGCAUUUCUCACCCAAAAACGUGUCAGAUUUUUACACAGAUUCAGGAUACUAACAGCCAGGUGCAGAAGACUUAAAACAGUGGCUUGGCUUAAUGGCCCAGGGCAGUUCACAUCAUCUCACUGACGUUCAGUAUGUGGGCUAAUGUAGUUCACGUACCACAUCAGAUUUUCCACUCCAAAACCACUUUAGAAUAACUUUCAAUAUAUACAUGAUUAAAAAGUACUUGACAUUGUUUUCUAAAAAAGUGUUGUACUUUGUUAGCUCGUGGUGCCUCUUAUAUGUGUAUAUGUCCCGUGUAAUACUCCUGACGAGCAGAGAUUUGGCACCCACAGUGUGUGUUGAGUGCAUCCAGGAGCACCAGUUCUUGACAGUGCAGUUUGUUGACUUUGCUGGGUCAGUUCCACAGGUUUGAGGGGGAUGAACUUGGGGUAGGAGGAGGGUAUUUGCUUCCCUUCCACUCUCACCUGGGUGGAGAGAAGAAGAGUAUUUUCUUAAUUCUUUCUCCUUUAUAACCCAGCCUGGGUCACCACCAUCCCUUACUCAGAAUCUCACAACAAAAGAAAAGGAAGGGGCCUUACCAGUCAACCCUUAUUUUGAGAAGUGGGAGACUGUGUUGUAGUUUGGGGACAAGACUACCCCAGAUCAGCCAACCUGGUGGCCAUGUAACCAUAAAUGGAGUCUGUGAUUCAAAACCUGAAAAUCCAAAGAAUUUCCACUUACUUUUCUGUUUCUUUUAUGAAGGUGAUAUAGGGGUGGCAUGUAGUAAGAAGCAAAAAUUAUAGGUUCUUUAGAUGUGUAUGAGUUCAUUUUUGAAUGUAGUAAAAUACCAGUAAAAAUGGCUUUUCACCAUUGGCCAACAAAGCAAGCAUUACCUUCUUAAGGAUGACAGGUUUCUUUUUUGAAGUGUUUGUAAGAUAACAGUAGGAUUUAGUCUCCAGCUCACAUGAAUAUUAAAACAUACGUCUUUAAUAUGCUGAAUGAAUAUUUAUUUUUGUAUCCAUUUAAAAAGUAUAUUGAUCUCUUUUAUUCUUUAUUAAAAUAAAAUGCUGUUUUUAAAAGUU